Messenger RNA from Closterium sp. Yama58-4, 786 nucleotides. The record is from the annotation of a GenBank genome assembly. Lineage: Eukaryota; Viridiplantae; Streptophyta; Zygnematophyceae; Desmidiales; Closteriaceae.
AUGUCUCCGAACACACCGCAAGAAGCGGAAGUAGCGGCGCCUGCGGGUGAUAAAGCCGUCAAGAGCAUCCUUAUCUACAUGGCAAUGGCAGCCGAAGCGGCGCCGCUGGUGAAUAGCCUUGAUCUGCAGCUUAAGGAGCACAACUCCUUCCCCGCAGGGUCCCCCUGGCAGCUGCACUCAGGGUCGCAUGGGGGGGUGAGCAUCCACCUCGUCACGCCGGGCAAGGACAGAGCUCUAGGAGUGGACAACGUGGGAACGGUGCCAGCAGCCGUGGCAGUGUACGCAGCAGCAGCCUCCCUGCACCCAGACCUCAUUAUCAACGCCGGCACUGCUGGCGGCUUCAAGGCCAAGGGAGCAGCCAUCGGUGAUGUGUACUUGGCCUCGCACUUUGCCAACCAUGAUCGCCGCAUCCCCCUCCCAGGCUUUGACGAGUAUGGCAUCGGCCUGAUUGAGUCCCCACAUGCCUCUCGCGUUGCCUCCGCCCUUGGCUUCAAGGUGGGGCGAGUAUCAAGCGGCAACUCGUUGGACAUGAGUGCAGAGGACGAGAAGCUCAUUGCUAAGAACGACGCCACCGUCAAGGACAUGGAGGCAGCAGCGGUGGCGUGGGUGGCGGCGCUGCUGUCGCUGCCGCUGCUGUCAGUGAAGGCGGUGACAGACAUAGUGGAUGGCGAUCGCCCCACCACCGAGGAGUUCCUCGAAAACCUGCACACCGCUGCUGAUGCUCUGCAGCAUGCCGUGCCGAAGCUGGUGGCGCUUGUGGAAGGGAAAAUGUUGGUGGAGUUGUGA